Molecule: messenger RNA, 755 nt
Organism: Notothenia coriiceps (black rockcod)
Lineage: Eukaryota; Metazoa; Chordata; Actinopteri; Perciformes; Nototheniidae
Exons: 4
Coding region: 57-737 (226 amino acids)
Source: RefSeq, a predicted model, not a curated record
CUUCCUCUUCCUUCUUCUAACAAAAAAAAAAUAACAACAGCUGGAAGCAGCUAAAGAUGGCCGCCAUGAUAGCCUCCGCCAACACGGCGGGGCUCAGCUCCCACAGGAUGGAGGAGAAGAAGUUUGAGUACUUUUCCUCCAUCAACUCCAUGGCGAGGAAGAUAAUGCAGGAGAGGAAGACUAUCGAAGAGAAACACGGCCCUACAUGGGAGAAAAUGACGCAUCAGGAGCAGGACAGCGCCAUCGAUAAUGAGAUGAUGGAUCCUCAGAUCCGAGCCCGAUACGCCAUGCACAGAGUAGACCGUGAAGAAGUGCUCUGUUACCCCAAACUUCUCAUUCAGACGGGCCAGAAGAUUGUUCACUUCGGAGAGGAGGAUAUGACCUGGCAAGAUGAGCAUUCUGCCCCUUUCUCGUGGGAAACAAAGAGCCAGUUGGACUUCAGCUUGACGUCUGGCCCAGCAGAACAGGGAGUCUCAGUCUCUCAGGCCGAAUCAAAGCCUGCGAAGGUUCCUCAUUCCAACCAGAUCAGCAAGAGUACUCCAGGAACUAAGGUGACUGUCAGCGAGGCCCGGAGGCCAGAGGAGGAGUCGUCUUUCUGGAAGAUCAGCGCCGAGAGGUCCAGACUGGAGGGAGAGAUGGCCGACUUCCAGUCUCUGACCCCCAGCCAGAUCAAGUCCCUGGAGAAAGGAGAGAAAUCCUUGCCCUCGUACCUCCGACUGGUGAGCACUGAAAUGUAGAACUGUUUCUCACUCUCU